Molecule: messenger RNA, 1845 nt
Organism: Amorphotheca resinae ATCC 22711
Lineage: Eukaryota; Fungi; Ascomycota; Leotiomycetes; Helotiales; Amorphothecaceae
Exons: 6
Coding region: 182-1666 (494 amino acids)
Biological process (GO): malate transmembrane transport
Cellular component (GO): membrane
Molecular function (GO): malate transmembrane transporter activity
Source: RefSeq, a predicted model, not a curated record
AUUCGAACAUUUUGAUGGCUUUAAGCAAUGUUGGAUCAAUUGUCCUAAAUAUCCUCGUCUUCAUUACAGCCCUGGUGAACUUCAGCUACACACUCACGACUCUUGAACCAUUCGUCCUGCUCGUGUUGUAUGCGACAUCCAAGCUCCUCAUGACCAGGCCAGAGAAAGGAAUAUUCACGAAAUGUCGUCAGCGCCAUCUCUACCAGGACGGAUGACAGUGAUAGGUCCUGAGAAUGGCUACGAAUCCCCGGGUUCGCCUAGUCUCCAGAGACUGCAGUCGAAGCGCAGGCGAAAGCGUGGAGAAAGGAGGAGGUUGAGACCCUCGACAAGCGCAGACGAAUCGAGCGGGGAGGCAGGAGGUCUGGAGACUGGAACAUAUAUAAUAAAUGGAGGGGCAGGGUCAGAGAAGAAAUUCGGUGAUUUGAAGAGGCCACGAAAGACGGCGGGGUUUCGAGAUCGCAUCGGGUGCUACACAUGGACGUGGUUUACAAUGAACAUGGCAACUGGGGGGAUUGCCAAUGUUCUACACUCGAUUCCUUACAGGUCCGACUGGUUACGGAUAAUUGGAAUUGUGGUUUUCCUCUUCAAUGUUUUCCUGUUUCUUAUGAACUGCCUUCUUCUUACGUUGAGGUUUCGGUGGAAUCCAGGGUCCUUUCGUCUUUCCUUUAUAAGCCCAUCUGAAUCCUUGUUUAUUCCCGCUUCUGUUGUUUCAACAGGCACGAUUCUCAUAAAUUCUUGCCAAUAUGGAAUACCGGAAACGGGAGAAUGGUUUCAAACAACUAUGCAGGUGUGCUUCUGGGUAUAUGUUGCCAUAGCUGUAGUGGCCAGUGCAGGUAUAUAUCUGAUCAUUUGGUCAACCCAAACAUUCCCAAUACACACAAUGACGCCAAUUUGGAUCUUUCCCGCAUAUCCUCUUCUUCUUACUGCACCAUUUGCAGCCAAUCUCAUCGACUCAUUACCCGACGCCGCUGCGGCGGCACGGAUAAAUUCUACAGCUGUAGCUUUUGGUUCAAUCUGCGUACAAGGCACUGGGUUCCUCGUCAGCUUGAUGAUCUACGCUGCGUUUAUCUACCGUCUUAUGACUCAAAAGCUUCCCCGUGAAACUGCGCGACCCGGCAUGUUUGUCUCCGUUGGUCCCAGCGGCUUCACUGUGGCCGGAAUCGUGCACCUUGGGAAUACCGUCAUGCAGAAAAUCAUGCCAAACGGGUAUCUAGGCAAUGACUCUGCGGGAUUCUUCUUCAAGAUCGUCGCCGAUAUCGCCGGCCUCUGGCUCUGGGGGCUCUCGUUAUGGUUCUUCAUCGUGAGCGUCGGCGCCCACUGGCAAGUACUGCAAUUCCGCAACGCCAAGCACCACAUGCACUAUGACAUGACGUGGUACUCGUUCGUGUUCCCGAACACGGCCAUGAUCACCGCUACGCAGGCUAUCGGCAGGACGUUUGAGAGCGAUGCGAUCCAGAUCUUCGGGACCGUGUUAUCGGUCAUGUUAAUCGUGCUGUGGAUUUUUGUUUUCGGAAUGAUGCUCAGGGCGCUUUAUCUCCGGCGCAUCCUCUGGCCGGACGAGGAUAUUGAGGGGACGGAGAUGCCAGCGAAGGAGUUGGAGCCGGGUAUUAACGAUGGCGUUGCGAUCAACGGUGGAGUUACGGGGAAUCAUCCCGGUGGAGUUUAAUUUUGUCACGGGAAUAAUACCCACCGUCGGGAGGGUAUUGACUUGGGUAGGUAGAUAUGCUCGAUCAAAUAAAACGUCGCUGUUACCAUAUAGGUGGGUAGGUGUAUUCUCUGAGGAGAACUCGGAACACCAUCUCUCUACCUACUACCUUGGCUAUUUAUCUAUAUAACUACCUAGAC